UGAAAAAAAUCGAUACAUAUGAGAGGUUAGUUUUAACUGCUACUUAAAAAUAACUAGUGGAAACCUUAAGUUAGUGAAGUAAUCUGUGGUUAAAUAUCUACGGUAAACAUUGCACAUAAUUUUGUGAAAUGUUUCGCACUUUAGUCAGGAGAUGCGUUCAAACGCAAUGCAAAAGGUUAAGUAAAUUGUCAGACUUGAGUCAUGUUGAGAGGAGGAGUUUAAGUGCGAACGCUUCUACAACUGGCGGGAAUUCAAAACCUGAAACAGUCGAGGAUAUGCUAAAACUUUGGUUCAAGCGAUUCUCGGAUGCACAGGUCUACGAACCUUUAGAAUCCAUAGCCAAUAUUUUAGCAUCAACUUUAAAUUCUAAUAAGAUUGCCACUGUAUAUCAAGAACGAGACAGGAAAUUAUCGACAGUUGAAAUGAAAAACAUUAUUGAGAUGUGUAAGAAGAGAUUGCAAAGAAUGCCCAUCCAAUAUGUAAUAGGUCAAUGGGACUUCAGAGAGUUGACUUUGAAACUGCGUCCACCUGUAUUCAUUCCACGACCGGAGACCGAAAUCCUAGUAGAAUUGGCGUUGAACGACAUCAAAUCAAGGGACGUUACGUGUAUAUUGGAACCUUGCUGCGGAAGCGGUGCGAUUAGUUUGGCCUUGCUGAACCUUUUACCCGGUUUAAAAGCUGUGGCCUGCGACAAAUCAUCGAAGGCAUGCGAAUUAACGGAAGAGAACGCUUCGGAUUUGAAGUUAUCUGGGCGGCUUGAAGUUCAGCAAUGCGCGAUCGGCGAUAUAGAACUGAAGAACAAAUUCGAUUUAAUAAUCAGCAAUCCACCGUACGUGUUAUCCAAAGAUAUGAUGGACCUUCAGGCGGAGAUUCUGCUAUUCGAAGAUUUGGAAGCGUUGGACGGAGGAUUGGAUGGUCUCGAUGUUGUCAGGGAUAUACUGGGCGUCGCGACGACGUAUUUAAACAGGAGUGGAAAAUUAUUUUUAGAAGUUGAUCCCUCUCACCCCGAGCUUAUUGCGAAUUUGUUGACGGGGAGUCCUAGCCUGGGGCUGAAGUUCGAGCGAUCCCACAAAGACUUCAACGGUGUGGCAAGAUUCGUGGAGAUAAUUAAAACAUAAACCAUAGGAGAAGAAG
This is a messenger RNA of Nicrophorus vespilloides, 1134 nucleotides long. RefSeq names its product hemK methyltransferase family member 1 (gene HemK1). Gene Ontology annotation, biological process: protein methylation. Gene Ontology annotation, cellular component: mitochondrion. The transcript has 5 exons. Lineage: Eukaryota; Metazoa; Arthropoda; Insecta; Coleoptera; Silphidae. Gene Ontology annotation, molecular function: nucleic acid binding; protein methyltransferase activity. Bases 129 to 1118 code for a protein of 329 amino acids. The record is from RefSeq and is a predicted model, not a curated record.